Ilex paraguariensis (yerba mate) is the source of this 258-nucleotide messenger RNA. The record is from the annotation of a GenBank genome assembly. NCBI's taxonomy places the organism in Eukaryota, Viridiplantae, Streptophyta, Magnoliopsida, Aquifoliales, Aquifoliaceae.
GAUACAUUUUUUUGGAAAGAGGUACAUAUGGCUGGGUUGAUGCCUGGUGAUACUUCAAUCCAUGGAUUGUACGAAGGUGGGUCUUACAAACUUUCUGAAGACAAGCCAGAGGAAGUUGGUGGCCGUUGGUAUUUGUCUAGGAAGGAAAUUGAAGAAAAUUCCCCAUCUAGACGAGAUGCCAUCGAUUUGAAGAAAGAGACUUAUCUACGCAAGUCAUACUGUACAUUCCUGCAAGAUUUGGGCAUGAAGCUUAAAGUG